AUGAAAAAGGGACCGACACCGCCACCGCCACCGCCACCGCCAAUAAGCAUCUAUGAAAAGACUCAUUCAGUGAAGAUCGAAACGGAAUAUCAACUAUGGAACCUUGGGCAAAGUGGUCUCGUUGUGUUGAAUAAUGAUGGUACCGUAGAUUGCAAAGGGACUUUUGGGGCCCCUGCGAUUAUGUCUUAUGAUAACACAUCUGCUGCUUGCAUAGACUGCAUUGCCCUUGGCGUCAACAAUUUAUUACUGGUAGGAGAUGCAGCAAGCAGAACUAUCACAGCAAAGAAUAUAGAUGAUAUUGAUGGAAACGGUGAAUCUUUUGAGCCUGAUUACUUCUGGAGCUUCACGAUGUUCAAGCACCAUAAUAGUGGCCUCUACAUGGGAUGCGAUAACUCUAGAAACGCAAAACUGUUUGAAGGUCAGCCAGUUGAGUAUCCAGACCCUCAAAUUCUUUUUGUCCUAACCAAAGUUGACUAACUUCAAAAGACAACUGAUGAAGAAUCAUGGCGCUUCAUGUUUUUUCACUGCGAAGUCAGCUUUUAUGCAGCUAUUAGCUUUUGCGAAGGUAUUUAAAUUUCAAUAUUAUAACUAGUAAACAGAUGUCUUGCAUAAAUAUAUGUCCGACAUUAACUUUGAUCGUAUCAAUAGCCAUAAGUUGAACAGGCCAAAGGUUUACUCUGGCCUUUAUGGUAUACUCAUUGUUAUCAUGGAAUUGAUAUGAUCAGUAGGAUACGCAAGUAUACAUAGAAGAGCUUCAGCUCUAAAAUCUAGUUGAGCCUGCACUCAUCGUCCUUAAUUAUCAUUAUUUAUCACUAAGGGGGGGGAGGGGGGGGGGAAAGAUGGCAGGGUUGAGGGUUUGGUUGUGUCACAAUAGAAUUUGUCUGACCCUCCCUUGAGGCUUUAUAGUCUUCCAAAGAUAGUAUGCCCUCUAUCUUUUGUUAUAGACGGCUGACCUCCCCCCUCCGGUGAUAAAUAAUAACUUAAUAAUGAUAAAAAUAAAAGAGAGAGACUGUUGUAAAUAAAAUGUUUCUUCGACCCACAUACUAAGUAUGCUGGUGGGAAAAGAGCAUUGAAGGUCCCUUGCUUAUGGUUGCAUACUUAACCAAACGGAUCACGGUUCUAUCGUUAGCCUGUUCAGAAUAAAACCUCUGGAUACAAAAUGCUGAACAGACGUUCGUUUACACCUAAUAAAUAAGCUAGACGACCAAUCUCCAUGUAAAUAUACGCAUUAGUAGUCAAAAACGAAUAUCUCAACCAGUGAAAAAAACUGUUUGCAUGUUAAUUACAAUUUAUCGUAUUGUAAUGUUUUUCUAACUUUAAAUUGAAUUAAAGGUCAUGCUUAGCUGUCGAAGAUGAGUUUUUCAAUAAAGUUUAUACUACACUG
This is a messenger RNA of Pocillopora verrucosa, 1384 nucleotides long. NCBI's taxonomy places the organism in Eukaryota, Metazoa, Cnidaria, Anthozoa, Scleractinia, Pocilloporidae. The record is from RefSeq and is a predicted model, not a curated record.